UUCCUUCCAUGUUGUAGAGAAUCGGUUGUACAAAAUUGUAAAUGCGGUGUACAAUUUUUACUGUGACUGACAAUACAUGAACUACGUAUACUAAAUAAUUGUAUUUUCAAUUAAAGCUGAUAAAAACAUGGAACAAUAUGCGAUCGUUCGUUUCAAAGAACAGGAAGAGAAUAGUAAAAUUCUUGAUUUGGUCCCAAUUUCGUGGGUGCGUGGAGAUGAGAACAGCAGAUACACAUUAUACCCGGAGCCAUGCGAUUACCACCACAUUGAAAAGUGGUUAUCAUGUUCGAAAGAGCCGGAGGAAAACUGGAAAUCUUUUGCAAUAGAAGUCAUUGCAUAUGCAGAAAUGUGCUUGGGGAAUGAAGAAAGGAAUCUGGAGAUAGCAGAUAUUCCUUUUUUAGAAGAAACUGCCGCUAUAGAGAUAUCAAAUCUAUCACCGAAUAAUGAUCCCGUUACGAAAGAAUAUAUAAACCACAAGUUCAACGAAUUACAAGAAGCAAUAUCGAGCCAAAUAGCUUCUGCUAAAAGAAGCAUUUUGUACGAUUUGGAAAAAAAUAUAAAUGAUAUUAAACAUACACUUUUAUUCAACAGUGCGACAGGGUCAUCUACCUUACAAGGUAGUACAGAAAAAAUAAAAAAUGAUUUAAACGUAAUUUUCCAUGGUAACCUUGGAAGAUUUUUUACAAUUUGAAGAUGCAUUAAUGGAUUCCCAAAUCAAAAGAGAAUCAUUGACAGCAUUAUUCAGAAUUUUAAUAGCUGGCGAUACAACCGUAAAAGACAGUAUCGCUAAAUGUCUAGGGUCAGUGAUAGUUAAAGCAAUUGAACUGGAAUAUUCGGGAACCGGAAAAGUGAUUAACGGUCGAGGAAAAAGAAAUUUUAGUGCAACAAAUACAUAUGUGUGUUUAAGAGAAGCUUUGAUCGAAAAACAUAACACCCUCGACAUAAAAAGAUUACCAGGCCAGGUGGGCAUGUGGCUGUCUCGAGCUGGUGAUAGAGAAGGCGGCCGAAAAAAGCGAUACAAA
Messenger RNA from Osmia bicornis bicornis, 1022 nucleotides. RefSeq lists its product as uncharacterized. The transcript is spliced from 5 exons. Bases 128 to 691 code for a protein of 187 amino acids. NCBI's taxonomy places the organism in Eukaryota, Metazoa, Arthropoda, Insecta, Hymenoptera, Megachilidae. The record is from RefSeq and is a predicted model, not a curated record.